AUGCCAGAGAUGGAUGAAAAAGUAAAGAAACCUUCCUCAAUUAUCGUUGUUGGAAUGGCAGGAUCAGGAAAAACAACCUUCCUACAACAAUUGAAUGCGCACUUACAUUCUAAGGAGAAUCCUCCGUAUAUUGUAAAUUUAGAUCCUGCUGUCAAGAAUCUCCCUUAUGAAGCAAAUAUUGAUAUUCGCGAUACGAUCAAUUAUAAAGAAGUUAUGAAGCAAUACAAAUUGGGUCCCAAUGGUGGCAUUAUGACCAGUUUGAAUUUAUUUGUUACCAAAUUUGAUCAAGUUUUAAAAAUUUUAGAGAAACGCGCACCAACCGUUGAUCAUAUUUUGAUUGAUACUCCUGGCCAAAUUGAGAUUUUCCAGUGGUCAGCAUCAGGCACUAUUAUCAGCGAUACGCUUGCCAGCUCAUGGCCCACCUGCAUUGCCUACGUUAUUGACACUCCUCGUUCCACAUCAACUUCUACUUUCAUGUCAUCGAUGCUUUAUGCUUGCUCUAUGUUAUAUAAGACGAAGCUUCCUCUAAUUAUUGUCUACAAUAAGUGUGAUGUUCAAGAUGCCGAAUUUGCCAAGAGGUGGAUGACAGAUUUUGAAGAAUUUCAACAGGCAAUUGUUAAGGACGAAGGAACAAGCGCUGAAGGUGCUACUUCUGGAUAUAUGGGAUCUCUCGUAAAUAGCAUGUCUUUGAUGUUGGAAGAGUUUUAUCGACACUUGGAUUUUGUAUCUGUUUCCUCAGUGACCGGUGAAGGAAUGGACGACUUUUUGAAGGCAGUGGAUUCCAAAGCUCAAGAAUAUGAGAAUGACUAUCUUCCAGAAAUAGAAAGAUUAAAAGAAAAUCAAAAACAGGACAAAGAAAAACAAAAGGAGGCUCAAUUGUCGAAGCUCAUGAAGGACAUGCAUGUAUCCAAAGAGGAUGCUCCAGCAGAGACAAUAUCUGAUGCGGAAGAGGAUGAGUACGAUGGUGAAUUUGUAGAACCAGAUGAAGAGGAACCCACGGAUGAAGCCGCAGAGGAUAUUUUAAGGCAAUAUAGAAUAUCUUUGGGCAUUCCAGAUGACGUUUCUGAUGAGAAAUUGCUCGAACUUUUGACAGAAAAAAUGCAAAAGUAA
This is a messenger RNA of Schizosaccharomyces osmophilus, 1110 nucleotides long. It is a transcript of the gene npa3, whose product is annotated as RNA polymerase II binding AAA family ATPase Npa3. The record is from RefSeq and is a predicted model, not a curated record. The transcript has 3 exons. Gene Ontology annotation, molecular function: ATP hydrolysis activity; GTPase activity. Bases 1 to 1110 code for a protein of 369 amino acids. Lineage: Eukaryota; Fungi; Ascomycota; Schizosaccharomycetes; Schizosaccharomycetales; Schizosaccharomycetaceae.